AACUGUCAUACAUAAAAACAGAAGUCAAAAUCGAGCACAAAAACUUCAAAUUUUUUCAAAUUUUCUUUUGAAAUUUUUUAUUUUUUCAAUUUGUGAGAAGAAUAUAUAUUUUGUCUGAAUUUAUAACAAAGUAAAAGCAGCAAAACGGAGGGUUAUAAGCGGAGAAAUGAAAGCAGCUCUUGCAUGAGCGGCGAAGGAGUACCUGAGGCGCGUAGUAGAAAUGUGAUGUCGACAACAUCGUUGAAACCCAUGGAAACGUUGAAGGGUAUUUUCAGUGUGCCCAAGAUGGAGCGGAAUCGUCGAAACUUUCUACGUGAGAAUAAAUUGAGUUUACGAGAAUUGCAACGUGUAACCAACAAGAAUAAGAUGCAACAGCAGCAAGAGCAAAUGAUGCGAGAACAAAAAUAUAUUGGGCGACGUUCACAAUCCCAGCAACGUAGCAACAACAACAAUGGAUUAGACAAGCAAGGAAACACCCGCUGUCCAUCAUUGUCUCGAGUGCCCAGCGGUCGUGCUGUUGGCGGUUCUGUAACCGGUGGUUUCGGUGAUGGUGCCAAUCAUCACAUCCGAAAUGGCAUGUCGCGUACGAAUAGCACAACUACAGUAAAAUCUGUGCAUAAACAAGUCCAAACUGAAGAUAUACAAGACGAACAAUUUCUAUAUGAUGCGUUGAAGCGGUGUUCUGCCAACGAUUGUCAGUCUCGUUUAAAUGACCUACAGCCAAACCUUGCUCAAAGCUCGCACCAUACAGCAUUCGAUGGGCAGAGCCGCAACUCUUUUUACCCACCACCAAUUGAUGAUAUAGAUCAAAGAGGAUUUGAAAAUACCGAUGAACACCUAUACACUGCGCGGCAACAGUCUCAGAUGCAAGAUCAAUAUGAGCAGCAUCAUAAGAAGCACCAGUAUGCGGAACAACAUUAUAAUGGUCAACAACAGGAAGAUGCGCCUGAUAUUGAAGAUGUAGUUGGCACUGAGAGCGUUGAGCGCUUAUAUGUGCCAGAAGCAUCAUCCAAAUACAACUUUGCGCCAACCCCACGUUCUCAGCAGCACUUCACUAAUGGUUACAAUAUGGUGGACAGUGAUGGAUUGCCAGCUACGACAACAAUGCAAUCAUCAUACGAACCGCCUGAUCAACAACAGCAGCAUCAGCAACAGCCAGUGCGUUACCGCAUGCAACCACAUGUACAGGAUGAUGUGCGUAGCACUUUCGAGAAUAUGUCGUUAAACAAUGGUACUAGUGGCGGUAUCGACGACGGCGAUGUUGGCGCUGAUGGCGGUAUUACCGGCGGCGUGGAAGCCGUUUGCAUAUCUGGACGUAGCCGUCGCACAAAUUUUUCACAAAACUCUCAGCAAAGCAAUACUGACUUAACGAAGAAACGUUCCAAUGGCAGCAUACACAAGCUCGGUUCUCGCGAUAACUUGAGUCUGCCACGCUAUUUGGAGCGUGAGAAACGGGAAAAGGAGGAACAACUCCAACGUCAAAGCGAGCGUGAUCCGAAUUGCCCGCCAGGGCAUUAUCCGUUAUCGGACAAAGAGCGACAAGCAGCACUGCAAUCAGCUGAAACUAGAUUCAAAGCGCUUGUCAAUGAACUGAAUCACAUGCCGAUGACCACUGAAACAUUACGUAUGCGCGUUCGCAAAGCGGAAAUCGAAAAAGAACUGAAGCUACUUGAAACCGACAUAAGAGUAUUCUCCAAAACCAAGGUGUAUAUAAAACAUAAAGAAUAGGAGUUGUGAAGUCAACACAGAUGAGCGAAAAUGUAAAUUCGACCAACAGUCAAUGAGGCGUAAAAAUUGCAAUUAUAGAAAUAUGUGCAAAAAAUGUACCAAACUUGUAUUUUAAGCCACUCUGAAGGCAUAAAUGCCAUUUCCGUAUACUUGAA
Molecule: messenger RNA, 1883 nt
Organism: Anastrepha obliqua
Lineage: Eukaryota; Metazoa; Arthropoda; Insecta; Diptera; Tephritidae
Product: myb-like protein AA
Exons: 6
Coding region: 184-1728 (514 amino acids)
Cellular component (GO): cytoplasmic microtubule
Source: RefSeq, a predicted model, not a curated record